AUAUGUUACUUUAAAAAUAUCUUUCUUUCGUAGGACGUUCAUAUAUUACUUAUUUUUAUAUUAUUAUUAUUUAUUUAGUUAGUUAUAGUACAUGCGACAAACAAAACUAGAAUCUAAAUAACACAAGUAGACAGAAGUGCUGCAGAGAAAUAGUAAAAAAGAUAACUAAUUUUGUUCAGUUGAUGUUCAAUGGAUAAAGUUAAAGAUAAUUUACCUAAAACUGCUUUGGCGUUAUAUAUUAAAUUAUAUUGUAAAAAAAGAGGACAUAAAAUAAAGGAAAAAAAUAUUCUUAUAGAAGCAAUUAAGUCAUGGCUUGCAUUGAAUAAAUCGGAUAAACAUCUAUUUAUGAAAAAAUAUGAAGAAUAUCAGACUAAUUUUAAAAAAGCUUUUGCUGAUUACCUUUUGUCUGCAGAACCUUAUUUAAAAGUCAAAAAGAAAAAAGAAAAUAACAAAGCUUCAACAAGUGGUAUUGAAGAAAACAGUACCACUCAAAAUGAAUUUAAUGAAGAAAUAGAAUUAGAUACUGAUCAAAAACAAAAAGAUCAAAAUAGUAUUGAAAUUAAUAAUAUUGAUAACACAGUUGAUGAUUGUAAUACUAAUAUCCCAAUAUUGGAAAAUACAAACAAUAUAAAUGAUUUAACAGAAGCUGAUAAAAUUUCUAUUGAAGAACCAACUCCUCCAAAAUUCAUAACUAGUCAACAACUUUUUGAAAUUAUAAAUGAGAAUAAUAACAAUCUGUUAUGGACUAAAUUAAGUGUCUCAGAGAAAAGAAAAUACUACAGUGCUGUAUUAUCAAUCAAGAAGAAGUAUAUUAUAGAAUAUAAGAACUACUUAGAACAUUUAUCAUCAGAAAAAUUGUAUCAUCAUUAUAAAACAACUAAUAAUUUAUAUAACUCCAAUGAUGAAUGAAUGUAUUGUAUUUAUCUUAAGUUCUAUUUUAAAAAAGGUAAAUAAAAGAUGAAUGGAUUUAUGUUAUUUUAUUCGAUCAUAUAACACCUAAUAUUUUAUAUUAAAAUACUUGUGGAAAUAAAUUACAUUUUAUGGUUAAGGAAUACUUAUUUUUAUCACUAAUUCUAAUAAACAUUAUAUAAAUAAACAA
Messenger RNA from Vanessa tameamea, 1099 nucleotides. RefSeq lists its product as uncharacterized. Bases 190 to 909 code for a protein of 239 amino acids. The transcript is spliced from 5 exons. Lineage: Eukaryota; Metazoa; Arthropoda; Insecta; Lepidoptera; Nymphalidae. The record is from RefSeq and is a predicted model, not a curated record.